Oreochromis niloticus (Nile tilapia) is the source of this 1765-nucleotide messenger RNA. Its product is annotated as 5-hydroxytryptamine receptor 3E-like. Lineage: Eukaryota; Metazoa; Chordata; Actinopteri; Cichliformes; Cichlidae. The transcript is spliced from 9 exons. Gene Ontology annotation, molecular function: extracellular ligand-gated monoatomic ion channel activity; transmembrane signaling receptor activity. Gene Ontology annotation, cellular component: membrane. The coding region runs from base 82 to 1401 and encodes 439 amino acids. Gene Ontology annotation, biological process: monoatomic ion transmembrane transport. The record is from RefSeq and is a predicted model, not a curated record.
UGCUGCCUGCUGAAAGAAAGCCCUUCUAAACUUCUAUUCAUCUUCAUAACUCUGCUCGUGAAUGCUCAGUACAGCUCCACCAUGCUGCAUUGCUCUAACCCCGAUUCGCCUUCAAUGCUGGAAGCCCUUAAGCCAAUCUUCAACCUGAACACCAUUCGACCUGUGGUGAACAUAACAACCGUCACUAACGUUGGCAUUUCUUUAACUGUGUUUGGGAUAUUGGGAGUGAAUGAGAAAGCGCAACUCCUCAAAACAUAUCUCUGGCAAGAUGUUACAUGGGAAAAUGAAUUUACCAAGUGGGACCCAGAAGAGUGUGGAACUAGUCGGAUGUCUGUUCCAAGGACAAAUCUCUGGGUACCAGAUAUUAUAAUCAAUGAAUUCAUGGAUGAAAACACAGCUCCAAAGGUGCAAUAUGCCUACCUGCUUUCUAAUGGUACUGUGAGUGAUUCGCAGCCUAUCAAAGCUGUCACCUCCUGCAAGCUUGACAUCUACUUGUUUCCAUUUGACAUUCAGAACUGUACUUUAUCAUUCAACUCAUACACACUCAAGAGUAGUGCUGUGCAGCUUUACCUGACAGGGACUCCAGAGAAGAUGUUUGAAUACUCUAAAUCAAAGAUGGCAACUAUGGGUGAAUGGGAAUUAAUUGGAAUUGCAGCAGAGAAAUACACAACAGCAUCUAGAUCUUACGAUGAAAUUCGCUUCUAUAUCUCGUUGCGGCGCCACGCCAUGCUGUACGUAGCGAACCUCCUGCUCCCCAGCUGCUUCCUCAUCACUGUGGACCUCUUCAGCUUCAUCUUACCUCCCAAUGAUGCUGACCGGUCUUCAUUCAAGAUGACACUAAUCCUGGGCUACACCGUCUUCCUGCUCCUAAUGAAUGACCUGCUGCCUGUCACUGGAAAUGCCAUACCUCUCAUAAAUGUUUUCCUGUCUAUGUGCCUGGCUAUGAUGGUGGCUAGUCUACUGGAAACUAUCGUCAUUACAAACUUCCUCUGUGGUUCCUCUCACUAUUCUCGAGCUCCUCGCUGGAUCAGAGUGCUUGUUCUUAAAAUCCUGGGUCGACUAGUAUGCCUUCCUCCAAAGCCCAGAGAUCGAAACGACACAGUGAUCCAAAAUCCGGUCACAACAGCGUCCUCUCCAGUGACAGAGGAAUCCAAGACUCUGGAGCAGAAGGGGCCACUGAGUGAGGACAAAACCCUGCAAGAGCUGAGGAGCCUGGGCAGAGUCCUCCAGGCCAUCCGCCUUCAGGUGGAGCAGCAUCUGAGCAAAAGCCUGAGCACAGAGGAAUGGAUCCAGAUAGGUUUAAUCAUAGACCGCCUGCUGUUCAUCCUUUACAUCAUCUUCAUAACAGUCAGCUUCAUUACCAUCAUCAUUAUCUGGGUGGUUUCAUACAAUGCAGCCUAAUUUAACUUUUUAGCUUGUCUGUUCUUUAAACUUUUUGCAUUAACUCUUAGUUUUCAAAUAAUAUUUAACAUCACACCCACAAUGAGACAGUGAAAGCAAAACUGAACAUAACACACAUGGGAUAAGAGACUUUCAAAAUAAAUUAGAAAGUAACAAACAAUGAGACCAGGACUAAGACAAAUGAACUUGACAGAACUAAAUGGAGACUUGGGAGGCAGAAAGGUAGACAAACAUGGAAUCAAAACUGACUUUCAAAAGAAACGCUGAGGACGAGACACAGACAAGACUGGGAGGAGAACUAACAUAAUUUCACAAAGAACUAAUUAUUGGAAGCACAUGAAAUAACACCAGAAACAAAACACCA